CCAUGCAGAGCAGAGAAAUGAACUCAGAAAUCAAGGAAGAAAUUCCUGUGCAUGAGGAAUUCACUUUAUGUUGUGGAGUUGAAACCCAGGUUCUAAAAUGUGGGCCCUGGACUAACCUCUUUAAUGAUCAAAGUGCCAACAGGCCUAAGCUGCUCAUUUUCAUUAUUCCUGGUAACCCAGGAUUUUCUGCCUUUUAUGUGCCAUUUGCAAAGGCUUUAUACUCUUCAGUAAACAGGCGCUUCCCAGUUUGGAUUAUCAGUCACGCUGGCCAUGUUCUGGCCCCCAAAGACAAGAAGAUUCUUGCCGCUUCGGACGAUCCAAAUGCUCAAGAAAUUAAGGACAUCUAUGGACUCCGUGGUCAAGUAGAACACAAGGUCGCUUUCCUGAGAACUCAUGUGCCAAAGGAAACCAAGCUGGUGGUCAUCGGCCAUUCAAUAGGCAGCUAUUUUGCCCUUCAGAUUUUGAAGCACGCGCCCGAGCUCCCGAUAAUUCGCUCCUUUCUGCUCUUUCCAACAAUUGAGCGAAUGUCCGAGUCACCCAACGGCAGGAUUGCCACUCCAUUUCUGUGCUGGCUUCGAUAUGCUCUCUAUGUCCCUAGCUACUUAUUACUUAAACCAUGUCCGGAGACAAUCAAGUCCUGGCUGAUCAGAAUGGCCCUUCAAAGGAUGAACCUGCAGAGUGAAUUUUCGGUCCUUAGUGUGUUGGAGCCAUUCUGCCUUGCUAAUGUUGCCUACCUUGGGAGCCAGGAAAUGAUGCAGGUGGUGAAGAGAGACAACGAAACCAUAAAGGAGCACUUACCUAAGCUUACAUUUUACUAUGGAACUAUAGAUGCUUGGUGUCCAACAAAGUACUAUGAAGACAUAAAGAAAGAUUUCCCAGAAGGAGAUAUUCGGCUCUGUGAGAAAAAAAUAGCUCAUGCUUUCAUCCUCCGUUCGUACCAGGAAAUGGCUGACAUGGUCGCGGACUGGCUGAAGGAUGACCUGUCCAAAGUGGACAUCGCGACAUGAGGAAGCAAAGACUGACAGCUGGUGCAUAGGGGCCAUGGUGUACUGACUUUCAGUAGUAACUAGUAGACUCCGUAGGUCAAUGCUUAAUUUCGGUGUUUGAUUAUGGAAGAGAGAAAAAAGUGAAACCCUCUUGGCUUAAAAACUACCCGCUCCCAACGUCCCACGCUACUGGCUGCAGUAAACACAGGUGACGAAAUAUUCCAUAGGUUCAACCACACGUUUUCCAAGGCUCAGGAACACAGUGGCCUAAAUAGGUCUCUGAUGUUUGCCCAGGGGCACCAUGCAGCUUGUCUUGGUAGGCAGGACCCUUGCAGACCAGAGGAAGGCUAAAUGCCGUGAUUCUAAUGGACUUACAUUGUAGAGGAGGCUCUGCUAGGGGAGGUUAGGAAAUGCCUACUAGGAAAUGUAAGAGGUCAGGGAGCGUCCGGUGCGCACUGCAUCUUGCCAGGGGACCUGAGUCUCCCUCAGGACAGAAGCCGAAGAGCAGCCCAAACUAGCCUUGCCGGGGUCUUGCCGAGACCAUCACUAUCAGGCUGGGUACCAGGACAGCCUGCAGACCUACGUCACAAAUCUCCACGCCAGCCUUUUGUCUGGCCACCAGGGGCACCGCCCCACGCAGAGCCAGCAUCGGGGCAGGCACUGCCUGUGUCCGUCCGUCUCUGGGAAGCUUCCCGGAGGAGUGUGAUUCCUGGUCCAUUUGCAUCAGCCAGAAUAAAGUUUGCCAGGCAUCCCUCUGCUCAACUAACCGGCUAAGGUGGAAGGAUCCGGCUAUGCCUCCAGCCACACGACAGCCAGCCAGCUCCGUGCCGAGCCUGGGCCUGCCGGGUGGUGAGCUCCUUGCAGGCUCUUCUCCUCCAGAGCAAGGAUGGGGAGGCCCGACUGCCUCUCAUCAGCCCGGACCUACCAUCAGUUGUCCCUUCUGUGAAUUUCUUCAAUGGAACUCCACUGAGGACCAAGCAGUGAGCCAGGUACUGUGCUAGGCAUUGAGGAGAGUCUUAGCUAUAUUAUGAUUCUUCUGACAACCUCCUAGUAAGUACUUUCCAAAAGGGCAUCCUUAAAUUGCUGAAUAGAGCAUAACCAUAAAUGAUUGUUCUGUUUCCGCAUUAGCAUAUUAGUUGGGAAGAAAUUGUUUUACUAAU
This is a messenger RNA of Myotis brandtii (Brandt's bat), 2146 nucleotides long. It is a transcript of the gene LDAH, whose product is annotated as lipid droplet associated hydrolase. Gene Ontology annotation, biological process: lipid storage. Lineage: Eukaryota; Metazoa; Chordata; Mammalia; Chiroptera; Vespertilionidae. The transcript is spliced from 8 exons. The record is from RefSeq and is a predicted model, not a curated record. Gene Ontology annotation, molecular function: lipase activity. Bases 3 to 1007 code for a protein of 334 amino acids. Gene Ontology annotation, cellular component: lipid droplet.